GCAAAUACAUAUUGAUUUUAUGUCGCCCGUACAGUGGUUGUAACAAUUGUCAGUUUACAAGUUUACAGCUAACUGCUAGCUAGCUGGAAACCAGCCUCAUAUUGGCGAAAUCGACAGGGGUACCACCCAAAUGGAUGGGGCAUCCAAAUCGAUACACACCAAAACUGGGCGAUACAAUGCGAGCACGAGCACAUCCAGAACGUAAUUGAAAAGACUGACAUCAGAUUUUUCGGCUUUCGAGGUCCAGAAUCAAACAGAAGAAUCGGAGGAACCGGAGAUAUAUUUCGAUAUUUCAAACGAGUGAGAGCGAUUCCACCUGGAGAUACCAUGGAGAUACCUAUUUCGAACAUACUACUCCUCUGCCUGAUCUUCCUGUUGAUCGGCGGGGUGGUGAUGAUCCUGCUGCAAUAUCUCAUCUUUAUCAAGUUCUCCAAUCUGCCGGAUGAGAGCGAGGAGCAAAAGCAGAUGAACGCCAAAUACACCCUGCCAUUGAACAUCAAGCAAACGGCCCGAAAUCUGAAGAGGUUGUCCAAUUCCGGAAUGGGCGGCGGCGGAGGAGGAGCAGGAGGAGCCGGUAAUGGAUGUGAGAACCACCAGGAGAGCCUACGGAGAGCCUCGGCCCUGGUCUCUCUGAACUUCGUGAUGCAGUUCCUCUUCCACGAGUUCAAGAACUCGAACCGGGUGCGGAAAUGGUUCUACCGCAAGCUGUCCAUCGAACUGGACGAACUGAUUACAAAGACUACCACCGGAAAACUUCUAGACAAGCUCACGAUCAAAGAGCUUGAGCUGGGGGACCAAUUCCCCGACAUCCGGUCCCUUUCGGUCCACAACGUCGAGUUGGACAAGGACGAGCAGCGCAUCGAGAACCUGGAUCUCCUGCUGGACAUCAACUAUGUGGGCAAUUUCACAACUUCCAUUGACGCGGACAUGGUGCUGGGCAAGAAGGGAUCCAUAACGUUGAAGGUCAAGCAGCUCUCGGGAAUGGCGCGUCUGCAGUUCACGCGGAAACCCUACACCCACUGGUCAAUUAGCUUCCUCGGGGAUCCGGAGCUCAUACUGGACAUCGAGUCCAAGUACCAGGGCCGCCAGAUGCAGUCGAACAUCACCAAUCUGAUAUCGAAUCAGAUCCGGAAGGCGGUGCGCCGGAAACACACGCUGCCCAACUACAAGCUGCGCUACAAGCCCUUCUUCCACUGGACCGCGGCGGAUGUGGAUGCGGAUGCGGCGGACUGUGACAUCCAGCCAAACGGAGUGCUGCAGGUCAAGCUGGCGGAGCUCUCCCGCUUGAUUGCCUAUCCGGGGGCCAGCGACACCUACUGCACCAUCACCCUGGCGCCGGUGCCCUUCAUCGAGGCCAAUCAGAGGGACAGCCGCAAUGUGCUCAUCUCGAUGGACGUGUUCAUUCACAAGGCGAAGAACCAGCAGAUCGGCAUCGUCUUCAAGCAGAGCGGCAGUCAGGUGGUCCGCAUAGAAUCGGUUCUACCGAAUACCCCAGCCUGCAAGUCCAAUCUCCUUGCCGGCGAUGUCCUGGUGGCCAUCGAGGGCAGGCCGGUGACUACCAUUCAGCAGAUAGCCAAGGUGGUCAAGACGCUGCAGGCCACCGUCUUUAGUCUGCGAAUUGAACGCAUCAUUCCGGGCAUCAUUCGCAACGAUGCCAUUCUGGAGGACUUUGACAAGUACGAGGACCUGGGGGAUCUUCCUCAGGCGAACCGAAUGGUGGAUGCGGAAGCGGAAGUGGCCGAUCCGCCGCUGCCCAAGCAUCUGGUGGUGAAGCCCAGCUUGAGCGGCACACCCACCAACUCGCCCAAGAAGUCCAACCUCAUAGCCAAGGCCAUCAAGAAGACCAUGAGCCGAGAUGCCGGCGAUAAGGAUAAGGACAAAGAUAAGGACAAAGUUACGGACAAAGAUAAGGACAAGGAUAAGGACAAGGAUAAGGAAAAGGACAAAGUUACGGACAAGGAUAAGGACAAAGAGAAAGAGGCAGAGGAGCCAGCGGUCAACUACUUCUACCAGCACUCGACCAUCGACUGCGCCUUCAGUCCGCUCAUCCACAUGGACGACUUGUGCAGCUUCCAGCUGGACAACUCCAGUCGCUUCCUCAACGUCUGCGUCUUCGGCAAGACGUCCGCCGGCGAGAGUGUCCUUUUGGGCUACCACAAUGUCCAGAUCGGUCAGAUCCUGGUCGAGUGCUCCGAGACGAGUCUGAACCAGUGCCUCAAGCAGAUCAGCCUCAAUCCGGCAUCGCUGCAGGCUGUGAAGACGCAUCCCCUGUCCAAUCAGUCGGGCUUCAAUCCGAAUCUCUGCUUUGGCGACAUUCUGUUCGGCUUCUCCUGGCUGGGCAAUCCCAAUUUGACGCUGGGCGAGGGUUCCCUCAAAGGUGGCUCCAGCCCCAAGUCCCAGUCGCAGACGCAAACUAGAAACGAUCGAGUGGCAGUGGAGGAUCAGUUCCUGAAGGUGACGAGUACCCCGGCGGCGGACAGCUCCACAGCUGCAGGUUCCGGUUCCGAUUCCUCGAGCGUCCAGACUUCGGGCCUUCCGAGGGCCCAUGACUUCGUGCGUACCCACUUCCAUCGGGCCACGCAGUGCGACUUCUGUGGCAAGAAGAUCUGGCUAAAGGACGCCAUGCAGUGCCGCGAGUGCUCCAUGUCGUGCCACAAGAAGUGCAUUGUCAAGUGCCAGAUGGCCACCGUCUGUGGUCCGGUGGACUGUUCCGGCUCCACUGCGGCGAUGAUCAGCCGGCCGGAGUUCACCAUCACGCAGGCGGAUCCGGACAAUCCAGAGAUCCUCGAUGGCAGCACUCCGGGUUCGUCUGUUUUGGACGAAACUGCUUCGUUGGCUUCGUCGGUGGGAUCGACGGCAGCCUCUGGCGGGGAUCAGGGCCAAUCCAUCCAGACACCCACGGCUUCGGCUGGCCUGGAUGUGCACAGAUCCAGUCUCACCGGGAUGCUGGCCCAGGGCAUCAAGCGGCAGGCGAGCAACCUCGAUAUACCCGGCAUCGUGUCCUCGCUAACGGGUGGUCAGCAGAUGAACUCCAAGAGCCUGCCACCCAGUCCUCAGCACACGCCAUCGCGAAAAUCAUCGAUAGUGGAGGAGGCGCCGAAUCUGCAGCAGAAUCCCUUCGAGAGCGUCACCCAGCAUUUGGAGGCCCUGCCAUUGGACUGUCCGGAACUCAGCUUCGAGCAGGUGAUCGUCAUCACCGAGCCCAUCGUUCGGCACACCCGCCACGAGGAUCUGAUGAACCUGGCCAAGAGCACCAGCAAACAUUUAUAUGUUGGCCUGCCGCCCGACGAGCGAGUGGCCAAAAUAAAUGAGUUGCUUACGAAACUAAAGGUAGCCCUAGAUGCUGAAACCGAGGGCUACACCCAGAUGAAUGAUGCCGAGAGGGCCACGGAAAUCCACGGACAGUCGCCCUGGAAAUCGGACAGAUCGGAUGAACGGGUUCAGGCGCUCAGCAUCAUAAUGCUGUACUUGUGCACGGGUCUUCAGCAUGCACAGGGAGUGGUCCUGCAGUAGGGUAUCAGAAGGAUCUGAUAUAGAGCUUGAAAAGUAUCGACAUUUCGGUAUAU
Molecule: messenger RNA, 3566 nt
Organism: Drosophila takahashii
Lineage: Eukaryota; Metazoa; Arthropoda; Insecta; Diptera; Drosophilidae
Gene: Pdzd8
Product: PDZ domain containing 8
Biological process (GO): mitochondrial calcium ion homeostasis
Cellular component (GO): mitochondria-associated endoplasmic reticulum membrane contact site
Molecular function (GO): protein binding; lipid binding
Source: RefSeq, a predicted model, not a curated record